This is a messenger RNA of Penicilliopsis zonata CBS 506.65, 1944 nucleotides long. RefSeq lists its product as hypothetical. Gene Ontology annotation, cellular component: nucleus. Gene Ontology annotation, molecular function: transcription cis-regulatory region binding; DNA-binding transcription factor activity, RNA polymerase II-specific; zinc ion binding. The record is from RefSeq and is a predicted model, not a curated record. Gene Ontology annotation, biological process: positive regulation of transcription by RNA polymerase II. Bases 1 to 1944 code for a protein of 647 amino acids. Lineage: Eukaryota; Fungi; Ascomycota; Eurotiomycetes; Eurotiales; Aspergillaceae. The transcript is spliced from 5 exons.
AUGUGGCAUGGCAACAAUCAUCCCCCGGGGAGCCAGCAUCCUGCUCAACCCAUUUCCGUCUCGCCUUAUCCCCUACAUAACCACUCGUCCACACUGCCGCCUGCUCCCGAUCAGAAGAAACAUAAACGUACCCGCAGUGGAUGCUUCACCUGCCGCUCCCGCCGUAUCAAGUGUGAUGAAGCCCGCCCAGUUUGUGAGAGAUGUAGGAAAGGAAACCGGGAUUGCGUCUACCCAGUACCGACAUCCAAGUCCUCGACGUCCAAAACACGCAAUAAGUCCCCUGAAUCCAAACCCGCCUCGCAAGGUAGCGCUUCGCCCGGGGAUACGGCUGGUGGCGGGCUCGAAACCAUCGUCGAUGAAGACGCUGCCGGAUCUAGUCCCUCCACGCCGGCCACAGCGGCACCUAUUACCACUCAAUCCCAGAUUUCCCAUUCCCUAGACACCGGGAGUCACACCCAACAGGCAGCAAACCUCCCCUCACCCACCGAUUUCUCUACUACCCACCUGAAACCGUUGCACUCGCUCGGUGAUGGUGAUGCUGGUGGUGGCGGCCCUUCUCAGUCCGGCACUCCACCACCUCCAGGGGACGAGCAGUUCUAUCUUGAUUUCCACCAGCGUGUGCUAACCCACCACCAUUAUUUCUUGAGACAGAGCGGCAGCCACUUUAUGCGCCACACCAUCAUCGAACAUGCUCUACAGUACGAGCCGCUGCUCUACGCUGUCGUUGCCUUUUCGGCCUACCAUCAUUCUUUACGCAUCCCGGGGGGCACCUUACACCCUUUUCUCAAAUACUACAACCUCGCACUGCAGCUCUUGCGCAGGUCUCUGGGCGCUGGGGAGGAACACACCAAGGCCACCUUGAUCACGGUUCUGGUCCUGACCACCAUUGAGGAAUACGUUGGGGAUUGGGUCAACCUGAUCGACCACCACCAAGCGGCCCAUGCGUUGAUGAACGAACUGCUGUCGCCCGAAUCAAUCAAGACCAACGAUCUCGACCGGCACAUCUUCAUCUGGUACGCCCGGUUCGACGUGGUGGCUGGUAUCCUAGCCGGCGCCGAGACGGUGCUCGGCUGGGAGUGGUACAUGGCCAUCGAGCAAGGGGACGCAGAGCAGGCGGCGCUGUAUCCGCACGACAUCGGCAAACAGCUAGCACUGUGCAACUCACUGAACCGCCGGUUCGGAUUGGAGCUAGCCUCGCUGUACGCCCGGCUGUCGAGCGGAGUGAUCUCGCUCGAGGACUUUGCGAUAGAAAACGCACAGCUGCAGCAGAUCCUAGACCGGGAGAAGAGCAUCCUGCAGCAGUACGAAGCCUCCGAACAUGCCAUCACCGACUUCCCUCACUCCCUCCCGCUGAAUCCCGACGACAUCGUCAACCCGUACGUGCCCCGCGGCCUGUACAAGGGCCCGCUCUGGGAGGCCAACUACAUCUGGGUCGACAUGUUGGCCACGACCCUCAUGUUCCGCUACCAGUCCAUCCAGGCGUUGGGCACCACCACGGAAUCCCCCGAGGAACUGCAGGCGCUCGCCCUCGAGCAGUGCCGUUUCAUCGAGUCCAUCGAGCGCUGGCCAGACAAGGAGGAGGGCUCCAUCAUCGCCUUCCGCAAUAGUUUGGGCAUCCUGAGCAUUUUUCUUCCGCGUGACUCGCGGCAUAUCAUGUGGAGUCGUCGCAAAUUCGCUCAGCUAGAAUCUAAUGGAUACAUCACCGCGCAAAAGUACCGCACCGUCCUAGCAACAGUCUGGGACGUCCCUGACCUGCCGCACUGGUGGCUCCCCAACGACGAAGCCUACCCGCCACUCAUCCGUGAGAUCCGCACCAUGACGCACGAGCGGGCCUCGAUACCGCGCGACCACUUCCGCGAAGACGUGCGCGACAUGAAGAUGCUCUUCUGGAAGAUCAAUCUCGGAGAAAGCCCGGAUGGGUCAAGCCCUAAUAGUACAGAGUAA